GGCUUUAACGGAAAAAUAACGAAAAAACUUAACAUGGCUUGGGCUUUAUCUAAAAAUAAGAUAUGUUAAUCCAUUUAUUAAAACUGUAAUACUAACUUAGUACUGCCUCAAAAAAAAAAACAAUGAGGUUUUCUGUUGGACCUCAUCAGUCUCAAAAUGGACCGCCUUUUAAAGGCAACAGGUGCUUCUACAAUUGCCAAUGCAUAUGUUGCCGUCAGGGAUGUUGUGUUGUUUUUAUUGACAGCUGCUGUUGUUGCUUUAACUUCAAUAGUUGUAAUUGUUAUGGAGGUAGAACAAAACUAUCCCAUACUCAGCAGCUUGCUAGUAUAAAAGUUCCUGGAACUAAGUCCUUUGGAUUUUCAAACCUAAUGGCAAUAUUUUUAGUGCUUGUGCGUUGGGUAACAGCACUAACCACGCUUUUAUCUAGCUGCAUCCUACUUGAUAGUGGUGCCGGGCUUAGUCCCUCUGGAAUUUCAGGAGAAAGGCGGCCAAGUAACAAAACUAUUUCCGUUGCCAUUUCUAAUGCUGCUACUGCCAAUAACAAUUCGAUUUUUAAGCUCAGAUCCCUUCAUUCGUGGUACAGUUUAUGCGAACUGACCAAUGAUGAACAGCUAAAAUCAAAAAAUUUUCAUAAGAUGUUUUGCAACAAUCGUAACAUAAGACGACAGCGAAGAAGAAAAAGACGUCGGCGCCGCAGACGAAGAAGGUAUACUAAAACUGUUUUUAAUAAGCAGCUUAACAUACAACGACAUCAAAAGCUGCAAGAAAAACUUCAUAUUGAACAUGUGGAACUACAGCAUGAUACAAUUUUUCAACAACGACUAAGUUUUGGCGAAGCAACAUGCUCAACGUUUAAAAUAUUCAAAGUAAAUUACAAAUUAGUAUCGGGGGUCAGGCAACUUUACGUUCCAACAACAAAAGCCGUAAAAGUAUCGCCUUUAAAGUAUUUUUUAUCGACAAAUAUUUCAAUGCGUAGCUGUUCCAAAAACAAACGAAACCGGUGCAAUCUGAUCUGGUUGCUAAUCGGUCUUGUUUGGUUUGAGAUUAAACUUAUUAACUGUAACGGAAUUAGCUCCAGCAACUACUUUGUUUCCAAUUCGGUGAAUCAUAAGGGUUGUGCUUUUUGCCAUGAAGGAGGAAAAACCCAUAUUUACAACAAUAAAGAUAAUGCACCCACAGAAUACAACAUCUACAAUAAAUACAAUAACAACAACAAUUUCUACAAAAAAACGAAUAAACAACAUUAUAACAUUUCACCGGGAGAUUUAAUUCGUUUGGAGUCCAUUAAACGGCAAAUUUUAACAAAGCUUGGACUUACCCAUAAGCCAAAUGUAUCUAACCCCCUUCCAAAACAAUUUAUUUGGGAAACAAUAUAUCGAGCAGAUGGUGAUCGGAUUAUCAACAACGCUUUCGAGAAUAUUAAUAGCAAAUUUCGUCAAAAGAGUUCAAGAUUAAAUGAAAAUGAUGGAACAUCACAGCAUGCUUCCAUCAGUCGGUUCCUGUUUAUUAAUUCAUUAAACUCUAAUAAAAGCAAUAGAUACGAGAAAUCCCUGGAAAAUUAUAGAUCAUUUAGACAAGGGCAUCAGGGCGAAGAAUUCGAAACAAAAAAAAUAUUUAAUAAAAGUUGGUCACAUCGUCCAUGGCAAAUGAGUACUCAUAUUUGGUCUCAAUCUGCGAAACAUCAUUCAAGUCUUUCUUCUAAAGUUCUACAAAGAUCUGGCGAAAGUAGUGCCAGCAAGAGUUUUAAUGACAUCAGCAUUACGAAAAGCAAUGCUAGUCCGUUUAGUAAAUCCACAUAUCUGAUAAAUAUAAAUCCUAGUAGUGAUAGUAGCGACAGUAUUCACGAGAAAAAUGAUGCAGUCAAGCCCAAUGAUCAUGAGUAUUUUAACGAUUACAGUGUUCAAAGCCCCUACAAAAAUCAAGAUCCGGAAACAACAAAGAGCGGAUAUUAUCGAACGAAUACCAAUAUUUUUAGUUCCAAUAUGAAUAUGGAAAAACUAAAACAGCGUUAUAGUUCGGCGGAGUUUAAUGAUCAUGAAAAUUUUGAACAAGAAGACUUCUUUGGAAAUACUCAGGAAAUAAUUACGUUUGCUGAAACAGGUGCGCAAUAUCGACAAUACCGGAUAUUUGAGUUUUCUCCUCAAAAUCGUCGCGUUCCAAACCAAAAAUUGACUAUACGAAGUGCACAAAUCCACAUACGUAUAGAAAAGCCGCAAAAUUAUUGGCUUGCGAAAGUAAAACCCAAUUUAUAUACAGACAAUUUACUUUCAGGAAAUACAAAAUGGAGAAAAAAAAAGACACGCCAUAAAAUAAAAAUUUGGAUUUUUCAAUUAGCAGAAGGGAUAAAUAUCACUGAAAAGGGAAUUGACCAUUCUAUUACAUUCCGAGCUUCUUUUGAAGUUAACACAAAAUUGUUAGGAUGGAAAAAAUUUGAUUUAACAAAAACAAUACGGGAGUGGUAUACACAAAGUAAAAAUGAAAAACUACGAUUGCUUAUUGAUUGCACGGGCUGUGGUGACCGCUACUCAAUACACUCAUUUCAACCCGCGGAUCUUAAUAACACACGUUAUUCUAAUAGCAACCGACCAUUUCUUGUUCUCCAUACGGAAUCUCUAAAGAAAAGACGAAUUAGAAGGCGUGCAGUGGACUGUGGAGGCGCUUCAAAUGGACAAUGCUGUAAGGAGUCAUUUUAUGUAUCUUUUAAAGCCCUUGGCUGGGAUGAUUGGAUUAUUGCCCCUAGGGGAUACUUCGCAAACUAUUGUAGAGGUGAUUGCACAGGAUCGUUUAGGACACCUGAUACAUUUCAAACAUUCCACGCACACUUUAUAGAGGAGUAUAGAAAAAUGGGACUGCUAAAUGGAAUGCGACCAUGUUGUGCGCCAAUCAAAUUCUCUAGCAUGUCCCUAAUUUAUUAUGGAGAUGAUGGAAUUAUAAAACGAGACUUGCCUAAAAUGGUCGUUGAUGAGUGUGGUUGUCCUUAGCCUUCGGUACUUCUUCGUAUUAUAACAUUUUUUCCGUCCGGUAAAAACUAAGCUUUGUAUAGGUUUGGCAAGGAUAAUUGUACAUACAUUUAUCCCGAUUUCAAUUCACCAUAAGUGCUAAGCUGAUGACAAUAUUAGUAUGUGUACCAAACCAAAAUAUGAAAGUGCCUAAAUAAAAAUACUCUUUUAAAACUUCUUAA
This is a messenger RNA of Drosophila bipectinata, 3181 nucleotides long. RefSeq names its product inhibin subunit beta (gene Actbeta). Lineage: Eukaryota; Metazoa; Arthropoda; Insecta; Diptera; Drosophilidae. Gene Ontology annotation, molecular function: cytokine activity; growth factor activity. The record is from RefSeq and is a predicted model, not a curated record. Gene Ontology annotation, cellular component: extracellular region.